This is a messenger RNA of Mizuhopecten yessoensis (Yesso scallop), 3503 nucleotides long. Its product is annotated as pleiotropic regulator 1-like. The transcript has 14 exons. NCBI's taxonomy places the organism in Eukaryota, Metazoa, Mollusca, Bivalvia, Pectinida, Pectinidae. The record is from RefSeq and is a predicted model, not a curated record. Gene Ontology annotation, cellular component: precatalytic spliceosome; catalytic step 2 spliceosome; Prp19 complex. Gene Ontology annotation, biological process: mRNA splicing, via spliceosome. The coding region runs from base 107 to 1609 and encodes 500 amino acids. Gene Ontology annotation, molecular function: protein binding.
ACAUUCAAGAUGGACGCUUUGUAAUCGUGUGAGGCACGUUUAUUGAGUGUUUUGAAUAUAUUUUAUUUAUUUAAUCAUUUGAAACGUGUAGUAUUACCACAAAAUAAUGACAGAGGAAGUGCAAAAACAUUCCGUACACACACUUGUGUUUCGGUCUCUAAAGAGAACACAUGACAUGUUUAUUGCUGAUCAAGGGAACACACCAGCCAAAGACCCAAAAUGUGAACUACUGAAGAGGAAAUUAAAAGUAGCAGACGAAUAUGCUCUCGUAAAAGACAUGCCAAAGGAAGGAGGCAACAAGAUGCAUAACAAAGAUGUGAUCAAACCUCUUGAUGAAAACAGCUGGAAUGGUAGCCAGGAUCCCAGCAUUCUAGGGACACAUCCUUACCCCACGGGUUCAGGAGUACAGCUAACAGAUGGGUCAUCCAUGCACACAGAUCCUAGCAAGUCCUCAAGUAUGGAAAUGGCCUUGUAUGAGAAAAACAGGAUGAUGGACACACCGGCAGGAUCAGGAGUCCACGACAUCAGACAGAGCCAUAUAGACCGGUCAGAUCCCUCCAAGGCAUUAGUUGCUAUAGGAAACCAGCAAGCCUUGGUGCCGAGAAAGGCGCCUACCAUGCCGAAGCCCUCGUGGCAUCCUCCGUGGAAGUUAUACAGGGUGAUCAGUGGCCAUUUGGGCUGGGUGCGAUGUGUGGCAGUAGAGCCAGGAAAUCAGUGGUUUGCCACGGGCGCUGGCGACCGAAUGAUAAAGAUCUGGGACCUAGCCAGUGGGACCCUGAAGUUAUCCCUGACCGGCCACAUCAGUUCUGUGAGGGGCCUGUGUGUCAGCCCCAGACAGCCAUACCUUUUCUCCUGCUCCGAGGACAAACAGGUCCGCUGCUGGGACCUGGAAUACAAUAAGACGACGCGGCACUACCACGGUCACCUGAGUGCAGUAUAUGCACUGGACCUCCACCCAACCAUUGAUGUAUUGGUAACAUGUGGGCGCGACGGUACUGCCCGUGUGUGGGACGUCCGGAGUAAGGCGUGUGUACACACCCUCACCGGUCACAACAACACAGUGGCCAGUGUCAAGUGUCAGGCCUCAGAACCUCAGGUUAUAACAGGUAGCCACGAUUGUACAAUCAGACUUUGGGACCUGGCCAUGGGUCGGUCAAGAGCCACGCUGACUAAUCACAAAAAGAGUGUGCGAGCAGUUGCCCUUCAUCCUACUCAGUACAGUUUUGCAUCCGGAUCUCCAGAUAACAUUAAACAGUGGAAGUUCCCGGAUGGUAACUUUAUACAGAAUCUGUCUGGACAUAAUUCCAUCAUUAAUGCCCUGGCGUUAAACUCUGAUGGUGUGCUGGUUUCUGGAGCUGACAAUGGUUCCAUGCAUUUCUGGGACUGGAGGACGGGGUACAACUUCCAGCGAAUCCAAGCAGCAGCACAACCUGGUUCCAUUGACUCGGAGUCGGGGAUAUUUGCGAUGACCUACGACCAGAGUGGCAGUCGACUCAUCACAGCUGAGGCCGACAAAACUAUCAAAAUAUACAAAGAAGAUGAAACAGCUACGGAAGAAUCUCAUCCUCUUAACUGGCGACCUGACAUCCAGAGGAAGAAGCGAUACUGAGCUCAGAAUUGUUAACCAAAGACUAAGUACCGGUAAUGUGCCAUGCCAGAGAUGGACUUGUGUGUUUCUGACAAUUCAGUAUCGGAUGGCCAUAGAUAACUAGGCUAAGCUGUGGAUUGUUGACCAGCCUGCCUAUGGACAAAUCUAGGACAGGUCAAGGUUGACAGUGCACAAAGUGUGGAUGGAUCACAUUCGCUCAAUCAUGAUUGGAUCUAGACUGUUGUUUAGAUUUGUGUCAAAUUCAGACUUGUAUGUUUGAUUCUUGGCAAUAGUAGACCAGACUAUUGUCAAAUUCAGACUUAUAUGAUCAAAUCUGGCUUUUUUGUAAAAAAUCUUGACAUGCAAAAUAGAUAAUCUAAAUGUGAAAUUGGUGUGCCAAUGGUCUUGAAAAAAUUCUUACUACACCUGUUCUUUGAUGAUAUAUCUGUUUUGUCUUUAAUGAAACUACAAAGUUUUCACCUUGUGACGUAGUUGAUUUUGGCAAUAAAAAUCUAAAUUGAAACAUAAUUGAGCAGGAAUUUUGUCAACCCUUUUGAAGUAGGGAGUACACACAGCAAACAGGUCUGUAAGGAUAUGUAGGGAGUAUACACACAGCACACAGGUCUCUAAGGAUAUGUAGGGAGUUUACACACAGCACACAGGUCUCUAAGGAUAUGUAGGGAGUACACACAGGUCUGUAAGGAUAUGUAGGGAGUAUACACACAGCACACAGGUCUCUAAGGAUAUGUAGGGAGUACACACAGAACACAGGUCUGUAAGGAUAUGUAGGGAGUACACACAGGUCUGUAGGGAUAUGUAGGGAGUAUACACACAGCACACAGGUCUGUAAGGAUAUGUAGGGAGUACACACAGAACACAGGUCUGUAAGGAUAUGUAGGGAGUACACACAGGUCUGUAAGGAUAUGUAGGGAGUAUACACACAGCACACAGGUCUGUAAGGAUAUGUAGGGAGUACACACAGAACACAGGUCUGUAAGGAUAUGUAGGGAGUACACACAGGUCUGUAAGGAUAUGUAGGGAGUAUACACACAGCACACAGGUCUGUAAGGAUAUGUAGGGAGUACACACAGAACACAGGUCUGUAAGGAUAUGUAGGGAGUACACACAGGUCUGUAAGGAUAUGUAGGGAGUAUACACACAGCACACAGGUCUGUAAGGAUAUGUAGGGAGUACACACAGAACACAGGUCUGUAAGGAUAUGUAGGGAGUACACACAGCACACAGGUCUGUAAGGAUAUGUAGGGAGUACACACAGCACACAGGUCUGUAAGGAUAUGUAGGGAGUACACACAGCACACAGGUCUGUAAGGAUAUGUAGGGAGUACACACAGCACACAGGUCUGUAAGGAUAUGUAGGGAGUACACACAUCACACAGGUCUGUAAGGAUGUGUAGGGAGUACACACAGCACACAGGUCUGUAAGGAUAAGUAGGGAGUACACACAGCACACAUGUCUGUAAGGAUAUGUAGGGAGUACACACAGAACACAUGUCUGUAAGGAUAUAUAGGGAGUACACACAGGUCUGUAAGGAUAAGUAGGGAGUACAUACAGAACACAGGUCUGUUAGGAUGUGUAGGGAGUACACACAGCACACAGGUCUGUUAGGAUAUGUAGGGAGUACACACAGCACACAGGUCUCUAAGGAUAUGUAGGGAGUACACACAGCACACAUGUCUGUUAGGAUGUGUAGGGAGUACACACAGCACACAGGUCUGUAAGGAUAAGUAGGGAGUACACAGCACACAGGUCUGUUAGGAUAUGUAGGGAGUGCACACAGGUCUGUAAGGAUAUGUAGGGAGUACACACAGCACACAGAUCUGUAAGGAUAUGUAGGGAGUACACACAGCACACAGGUCUGUAAGGAUAUGCAUCAUGUCUGGGGUUCUCUACAUU